Girardinichthys multiradiatus is the source of this 5396-nucleotide messenger RNA. It is a transcript of the gene mef2cb, whose product is annotated as myocyte enhancer factor 2cb. Gene Ontology annotation, biological process: positive regulation of transcription by RNA polymerase II. The transcript has 13 exons. Lineage: Eukaryota; Metazoa; Chordata; Actinopteri; Cyprinodontiformes; Goodeidae. The record is from RefSeq and is a predicted model, not a curated record. Gene Ontology annotation, molecular function: DNA-binding transcription factor activity, RNA polymerase II-specific; protein dimerization activity; RNA polymerase II cis-regulatory region sequence-specific DNA binding. The coding region runs from base 554 to 2134 and encodes 526 amino acids.
GGUUUCAGUCCAGGCAGAGAUUGAAGGAAAACACACAACCCAAAUAGGGGUUCCUUUACAAAGCCAGCUGGUCUGGCUUUAAUUCAUGCAGGACAUUAAUUUUACACCAAUUUCUAUUCUUUUUGUAAUUUAGCUUUUUUAUCACCUUUUUGUUGCUUUUUUUUAUAUUUGAUUGAGCUUGACCUAAGCUGGUUCUGCAGGGUGUAACUUCCUGGGGAAGCUGAGAAAAGGCACGGGUGCCAUUAAAUGACAACCUCAAGCAUUGCAGUACAAAAAGGACCUCUCCAAUGAGCUGCUGGCAGACAGUGUAAAGAGCGAGGGGAUAUAAGACAGAAAACGAAGGAACGCUGAAUGUGGUACAGAUGCUGAAAUCUUUGAGGUGAUUGGAACAAAUAGAAAGAAGAAAAAAGACAGAUAAGAGAUAGCAAGAGUGCAAUAGUGAAGAAAAAGAGGAGCGAAAAGAAGAAAAGAGGAGAGACAGAGAGAGUUAGACAGAGAGAGAAGAAAGCUUUGAGUUAUUCAGAAAGAGAAGAAAAAGAAAGAGACGGGGACGAUGGGGAGGAAAAAGAUUCAGAUCACGCGGAUUAUGGAUGAACGCAACAGACAGGUGACAUUUACAAAGCGAAAGUUUGGCCUGAUGAAGAAGGCGUACGAGCUGAGCGUGCUGUGUGACUGCGAGAUUGCCCUGAUCAUCUUCAACAGCACCAACAAGCUGUUCCAGUACGCCAGCACAGACAUGGACAAGGUCCUGCUCAAGUACACCGAGUACAACGAGCCGCACGAGAGCAGGACCAACUCCGAUAUCGUGGAGACGUUGAGAAAGAAGGGCCUAAACGGCUGUGACAGCCCAGACCCAGACGCAGAUGACUCGGUGGGCCACAGCCCCGAGUCCGAGGACAAGUACAGGAAAAUAAACGAGGACAUUGAUCUGAUGAUCAGCAGACAGAGACUGUGUGCAUUAAACAAGAAGGAGAACAAGGGCGGCGAGAGCCCGGAGCUCGAGUCUGCUCUUCUCCUCACCCCACGCACUGAGGAGAAAUACAAACAGAUUAAUGAGGAGUUUGAUCACAUGAUUAAAACUCAUAAGAUCCCUCAGGCUGUGCCCCCAUCAAACUACGACAUGUCCGUGUCUAUCCCCACAAACAACCAGAACAAUUUAAUCUACAGCCAUCCCGGUGGGUCCCUUGGCAACCACAAUCUGUUGCCUCUAGCGCACCAUGGUCUACAGAGAAACAGCAUGUCUCCAGGCGUGACACACAGACCUCCAAGUGCAGGUGGCCUCAUGGGUGCUGACCUCACCACUGGCGCAGGCACCAGUGCUGGAAAUGGCUACGGGAACCACCGCAACUCUCCGGGCCUGCUAGUUUCCGCGGGUGGAAUGAACAAGAACAUGCAGGCGAAGUCCCCCCCACCCAUGAACUUAGGCAUGAACAACCGCAAACCUGACCUACGCGUGCUCAUCCCUCCCGGGGCCAAGAACAACAUGCCCUCCAUUUCUGAGGAUCUUGACCUGCUGUUGAACCAGAGAAUAAACAGCUCCCAGUCUGCUCAGUCGCUGGCCACUCCUGUGGUCUCAGUAGCAACUCCCACUCUACCAGGACAAGGCAUGGGCGGCUACCCAUCUGCCAUCUCUACCUCCUAUGGUACCGAAUAUUCCCUGAACAGUGCAGACUUGUCUUCGUUGUCUGGCUUCAACAGUGGUAGCUCCCUGCACCUUGGGUCUAUGAGCGGUUGGCAACAGCAACAUCUUCAGAACAUGCAGCAUUCAGCCCUCAGCCAGCUCGGAAAUUGCUCUAGCUCUCACUUAUGUCAGGGUUCAAAUCUGUCCCUGCCCUCUGCUCAAAGCCUGCACAUCAAGUCCGAACCUGUUUCUCCUCCUAGAGAUCGCACCAGCAGCACACCAGGGGGCUACGGCGGCGGGAUGCCAUCCAGCCAGAACCCCCCAUCCCGCCAGGACUCGGGACGCUCUCCCGUCGAUAGCCUGAGCAGUUGUAGCAGCUCUCACGAGGGCAGCGACCGCGAUGAGCACAGGAACGAGUUCCACUCGCCCCUAGGACUGGCCCGACCUGCCCUGGACGAGCGACAGAGCCCCUCCAUCAAACGGGUGCGCCUGUCAGAGGGGUGGGCGACAUGAUAGCUUUUUUACUGCCCCCAGCUGUGCCCCAAGUUGCCCGGAGCCCCUGACAAUGCAGCAUUUCAAUGCCCCUAAAGUCAGCUCCUAUCUCCUUGUCACGCACCACCCAACCCCACAGCCUCGCUCCUUGUAUCACUUUAACGAUGAAGGAAAGAAAAGGGACAACCCUUUUCAAAAUAUUGUUUUGUAAUUUCUUUUUAUUUUUAAUUAUUAUUAUUUUCUUCUUUUUGUUGUGUGUGUGUGCUUUACAUAUUGACAUUAUAUAAACCAGUGGGGUGUUGUAAUGGGCUUUUGGGGGGGCGGGUGUUGGUUUGGAUUAGGGAUUUUUGCUGGGGAACUAUGCAUAAAUUGUAUUGUGUGUGAAUAAAAAGAAUCACAUGCAUAUAUCUUUACACGUAUUUAUGUGUACAUAUAUGCAUAUCAGCAAAUAAAAAGAAGUAGUCAGGUACUCCGUCUCAUAAAAACAUGCUUACAAUUUGCCUCAGCGAUGUAUCAUUAACUAAAAGCAAAAAAUGAAUAAAAAGGAAAACAUUAACAUGAGAGUGAGUGCGUCCAGAGGGGAAAAAACACCUUGAGUUGGACAAAAUGUACUUGUGUACAGUAUCACUUUCAUUGCUUCUAUACCUUCUCCGCAGUCCUCCUUGCAAAAACGUGUGUUAACAUUAGAUGAUGUCAUGUUGCAGGUUCAACGUAUUUAUGUAUAUAGAGGGUCAUGGGGAGGGAGGGGCGAGGGGGGCAGGCAGGGGGUCAAAAAAGUUGCCUGACAUUUCAAGAUUUAUUAACUCAAUAAAUGAAAAAGCUAUUAUGCAACAUUUGAAGGAUUGUACAGGUAAACAUGCAGAAACCCAAUGCUAAGUGUUGAUUUUUUGGCGCUCCGCUUAGACAACGGAGCAAGGACUAGCCUUCGAUCUAAUAGCUGCAUUGGUGUAAUCAAGAAAACUCGGGUUCUAGUAUUAACUACUCAGUAUUGAUGAACAAAAAAAGACAAAAAUGACAAAAAAAAAAAAAACAACAAUUGUACGAUACACUUGCUUAUAUUUUCAUAUGAAAGGAAUACAAUGCAAAGCAUUUUGUGGCGUUUUGUAGUUUCUAUAAGCCAGAAUGUGUUUUUGAUAGCUUUGCCAAUGAAGGAUGGAUAGUUCACCCAGAGAAAGAUUGAGGGUUGGGGGGAUGUCUGGGCUUUAAAAACAGACUGAGAUCCAAUGCUUUGCUGAACUGUUUUAUCUUUGUAGAGGUUUGUUUUUAAACGUGUAUUUCUAAUUAUUAUAUAUAAUAAUGGUAAUAUUAAGAAUCUUUUAAAAAAUCUGUGAAAUUAACAUGCUUGUGCAUAGCUUUCUAAUAUAUGAAUAUAUAUAAUGAUUUUUUUUUUUUUUGUUGGUUUCUUAGUGGAGUUUCUAUGUGCAGUUGCACAUGUCUGGUUUUUGUUUAAUUUGAACUCUGAACAGUGCUGUUUAAGGGGGUUUGUAUUUAAUCUAACUUUAAAACCCAGCUGGAUUUGUGCAACACAGGAGAGAUGGGGCCUGAAUGCUGGAAAAAAAAAAAAAAAACACAAUAACAACAUGCUUGUGGAAAAUGUCAAAAGACUGAAACUGGAGAUGGCACAGGAAAAAAAAUAAUCCUUGAUGUAUACGGCUCAUCUCACUCAUGAAGAAAUAUGGAUGCAUUUGUAUGAAUUAGCUCAAUCAUUUGAAUCUUUGAUUUAAAAAAUGAUUUUAUUCAAUUAAUCUCAUAAAGCAGUUUUUUGACAUAUCGAACUCUCAGGUCUUCUCAAAUGUGUGUUCUAGAUAUUUCACAAGCUCACCCAAACUUUACAAGUUUCUUUCAAAUCAUAUUCACCUAAUGCAAUUUUGCAAAUGCAUCAUGAUGAAUUCCAACUGAACAUCGUUAUCAUUUGCCGGCCUAAUUUGAUUCUGCAUCCUGUGGCCUCUCAUGUUCCAGUCUUUAAAACACAUUUCCACACGAUGCCACUUCAGCUUUAGACCCAAAAGGAAGAAACUGGUCAUGCUGGUAUGGGAGACGCACAAUUUGCUAAUUUUCGCUAAAUAGUUGUUUUGGAUUUAUGAUUUUCUUUUCUUUUUCUAAACAAUGAAACUAGCCACAUAUCUCUCUCUGCCUCCCACUCCUGUAUCUGCUGUCACUUAAGUGUUAUACUAUUUCUGUGUGCAUAUUUCAUGCAGGUUCACAAUGUUGUUACUGUAUACAGUCUGUGUAGUCAAAUGGGGCAGAGCCUCUGUAAUGGUGUUCUUUCUUUUAUUUUUUAAAACUUCAGUACAAAAAAACAAAGAAAAAAAUACAGUUGGGAAAAUAAAUAAAUAUGAUGUUUCAGGCAGCAUAAAGUGUGGAGAAACCAAAGCCAGUGGCAUUUCUGUGUUGUAAAAUCAACUUUUAUUUUCACAUCCAUUUAUGGUUUUUUUGCAAGCAUUGAAACAAGAUAAUAAAAGAAUUUGCUCAAAUGUACAAUUGUUUUUUCACAUUUCAUAGUUAGUCGGGUGUGGCUUCAGUGUUUCAAUCUGAAUUAAAAGUGUCUCUGUUUCGUCUUUUUUUUUCUCUCCCUGUGCUUUGCAUUGCAAAAGGUUCCAUAUUAGCAAAAAAUUGGGUUUUUGCAUUGAAUCAAGAAAUUCAUCCCGGCCUGUCACUACUUACAGCUAUAGUUUAAAUAAUUUUAACCAAAGACAUGGAGAAAAUAUAUAGUGUUUCCUUGUUUUUAAACACGUCUGGUGUAAAUGUUGGUACCUCAAAAUUGACCCAAGCAGUACCCCAGCUGAUUUUUGAUAAAGUAACCUGCAGUGCAAAAGGGGAGACAAUACACCUGUAAAGCCAUGUGUAAAAACAUACAAUUGCUAAAUGUCCUGGCAUUUACGUGGGACUCUUUGUUUCUCCACCGUGUUUGUGGUUUAUUUAAGUUGUGCUUAAAAAUCUGAAAAAAAAGAUUUUUUAAGGUGUAAUAUGGUAAAAAAAAAAAAUACUUCAAAGUCAGUCUUUAGUAUCAAUGUAGCUUGUAUAAACCUGAAAAGAAAGGGAGAAAAUUUGGAAGUAAUGCUUGUUUUUUUCAAGAGCGGCUUUCAGCGGCAUAAGCUGGCCUUUGUCGCCACUUGAGACUAAGAUGGCUUUAAAUUAAAUCACAUCUUUGUAACUCAAGGGACUUGUUUCAGCUGUAUGUAGUACAAAAUGUGUGGGGAUGGAGUCCAAGUCUCCUCUGCUGGAGGGAAAGGCUGUUUGUAUUUUGCGGAGAUUUCAGUAAAGUUACUGGCUUUCUUAGUUA